AUGUCUCAACUAACAACUCCCGCCGCUUCCAAUCGCGCAGACACCUCACAUGUGCCUUGCAAGUUCUUCAGGCAAGGCGCCUGCCAGGCGGGCAACGCCUGUCCAUUCAGCCAUGACCUGAGCAUGGCGGCGGAAAACGUCUGCAAAUACUUUGCAAAGGGUAAUUGCAAGUUCGGUCCGAAAUGCGCAAACAUCCACGUCCUGCCCGACGGCCGUCGCAUAAACUACGGCAAGAAUGGCGUCACCGUCGCUCCCACGCCCACAAUCAACCUGGGUAGCCGAGUCAAUCCGAACACGUACCACCAGUCUUCCAAUAGCGCCCUGACGAACUCGUUCAUGCGUGGUGUCGACGCACCCGUUUCGCCAUAUGGGGCCCCGAACCCUUACAUGUCGGCCGACGACCGCUAUGCCCAGCAUCAUCUCGGCCGCCAGCCGAGCCUGGAGAACGGCCUGCCCACCAUCGACACCACCUAUUCUUCCAACCCUGCUUCGGUGUAUGGGUCGCCGCGUGAUGACGAAGCGAGCCGUUUUGGUCUCGGCCUCUCGCCCGGAAACGCCAAGGGUCUGUCGGUGCUCGACGCCCCGCUCCCGGCGUCGUUCGACUCUCAGGGAAUCUCCCUCGCCGCGCGCUACGGCCCGUGGCCCUCAUCCGUUCCUUCAAAAUUUGGCCUCGAAUCGCCCUCGGCUUCGCUCAACGCAGCAAAGGACGCGCGAACAUCCGAGACCCUGAAACUCCUGCACACGUCAGCAUUCGGCAGCAACGAUCGUCUUUCGUCGUCUACAUUGACGGCCAACGAGAUGGGCUUCUUCGGCAGCGUCGGCGGUGGUCUCGCUACCGGCAGCAGCCCGCCUGUGCACUUGGGCGAAGAGUACUUUGGCAAACGUGCCAUGCACUCGCAGCGCUUCGCAAAGCCCCGGAUGCUCAGCGCCAGCGCUCCCAAGGUCGACCGCGAUUGGGAGGCCGAGUUCCUGUUCCUGGAGGAGGAUUAUGUCCCUAGCGCUCUCGCAAACGAUGUUCUGACUCCGCAAGAGAAAGCCCGCCGUGGCUCGGUGCGUCUGGACGAGCCGGCAACCGGUGGCGGCAGCGAGGCCGCAUCCUCGUCGCUUCCUAAAUUCGGAAGCCUUGGGACCAGCCCGAGCAGUAGGUGGGGGCCCAUAUUCCAGCGGCAGCGUUCCGAUGACGACAGCGGCUCGGCCGAACCCGGCAUUAUCCCGGGAAAGUCGAUGAAGUACGCGACGUCCGCCUUCGGCCAUGUGGGCAGUCCACUGAGGAACUCGAGCUUGGCCAUCGACGUGGAGAUGAAUGGGGGCUUGAGCAGCCUCACCAAUGGCGCUUCUCAAAGCCGCCGGGCAGGCAACGACUCUUUCUCGGCACUCACCCAGCAGUUGCAGCACACGAGCCUGGGCGAAAAUGGCGAUGUGGUCGGCAAUGGUUCUAGCCCGCGUCUUCACCCCAACUCGGCGCGAUCGACCAGCGGGCUCGGGUACGUCGCAUCCUCUGGCCUAGCAGCGGCGCUCAAACAGGAGCGUGACGGUGGCAGGGAACAUCGUGGCAUGGAGCGUCAUGUGAGCAGCGGCUCUAUCGGGUCGGGUAGGUUCACAACCCCGAUCGACGAGGAGGAUCCGGCCUUUGUCUUCAACAUGGAGGAGGAUGACCCCUCAUCGGGGCAGGGUCAACAGCAGCAGCAGCAGAGUCAGCAGAGCCGAACUAGGAAGCGGAUCUCAGGCGGCCUUGGCGCAAAUGGCUGGAUCUCUUAUGCCGGCAUUGCCGCCGCUGGCGCACGGUCCAGUGCCGUCAACGGGAGCAAGCCGAGGGAAGUCCCCGGGGCUGUCGAGGCUGUUGGUGGCCGAUAA
Messenger RNA from Gaeumannomyces tritici R3-111a-1, 1854 nucleotides. RefSeq lists its product as hypothetical. Gene Ontology annotation, molecular function: ubiquitin protein ligase activity; metal ion binding. Gene Ontology annotation, biological process: protein polyubiquitination. The record is from RefSeq and is a predicted model, not a curated record. The coding region runs from base 1 to 1854 and encodes 617 amino acids. NCBI's taxonomy places the organism in Eukaryota, Fungi, Ascomycota, Sordariomycetes, Magnaporthales, Magnaporthaceae. The transcript is spliced from 2 exons.